Molecule: messenger RNA, 4843 nt
Organism: Xyrichtys novacula (pearly razorfish)
Lineage: Eukaryota; Metazoa; Chordata; Actinopteri; Labriformes; Labridae
Source: the annotation of a GenBank genome assembly
CCCUCUCCAGCUUUUAUAACCAGCUGGUAACAUGAACAUUAAAGCAGAAAGCUGAAAAAGUCCCCCAGAAGCUCCUACUACCAAACAAAGCAACAGCGCUACAAGUGGGAGACAGGAGUUCAUUGUGUGAAGUUUUUUUUCCACACAAGAGUGCAGAAGAAGAAGAAGAAUACAUCCCUGUACUUCUGUUAUCUCGCAGCCGCUCUGCUCCCACAGCAACAGCCUCCACCACCAGAGUGCAGGUAGGGACUUUCAGCGUCAGAGCACAUCCCUGGAUAUUUCCUCUGAAAGGUGAGCCGGAUUCUUCACUCAGAAACUUUUGUUUUAGCCUCUACAUGAGAGUUUUAGAUCUGAUGGUUUAUUUUCAACAGCCGUACCAACACAGGGAGAGAUCCAGCUAACAAUAAUCCUUUUGUCUCCUGAGACCUGCCUGUUAUUAUCCCUCUCAAUGGUGUCCUUUGAGAUUUGUCAGUUUUUGAUGGAAGGUGAAAGGCAGAGACAGUUCAGAGGUUUCGUUGCUCCAGGAACAGACUGUUUAUCUCUUUUCUUUUAACAUACACAGCACAGUCUUCCAUAAAUCAGCUCUAAAUUAUAACUCAAGUACAAGUCGUUUUGUUUUUUUGACACUUCUGGGAAAUUUAUGCGACUUUCGGUGUUUAAUACAUCACGAGGCUGACUCCUCAGUUACAGAGUGUAAUCACUGACCAUGAGGAAGUGAGAAAACCACGGAGGAGUGAAAGGAUCGAGGGAGUUUUGGGAGUCAAGGCAACGUCUCGUGCUGUUCCUGAAGGCAUCCAGGCGCUAAAAUGUAUGAUUAACUUGAUGUUGACCAGCUUUCAUAGUGAAGGCAGGCAAAACAGCGCAUGAGCCACUUCCUGUUUUGUGUUAAUGAUAACUGUAACCGCUCUUCUGUGGACGGGUCGUAACAUUUGGGAUACUUGCAAGAAGAGGUCACAAAGGAUAUCCCGAUUCUCAGAGAGCUCAGUCAUUCUUGUUGUGGAUAACAAUUUGCCUGUUUUGUCACAUCACACAAAGGGGACUGUUCCCCAACUGGCCCACACACACAAACACACACAUUUGGUAGUGACAAUCUUGAAGUGACUCCAGAACAGUGGGGUUGUAAACGGGGGUGGGAAGGAGAGAUUUGGAGAUAGGAUACAGUGAUGUUUGUGUGUGUGUGUGUGCCUGUAGACUGUGAAAAAGAUCAAUCUUGAGGUUUAACACACUGAAAGAAAAUAUUGUGCAUGUAUUAAAAGAUAUAAAGAUAUUUAAGCAGCUGUUUUGCUGUAGGAUUAGCAUCAUGGAGCGAUCCCUAAGUCCUGGGUGUGACAGCUUGGUAUCAGCUUUUCUAUGCAAAUACAAAAACAAGACAGCAGCAUUUGUUUUUUUUAGUAUUUUUAGUAUCGCCUACUGCAUUUGUGUCUGUUUCAUUGGCUGUAAAUGUGUAAGUCUAAAGCAUCAUAGUAUAAUAUUUCAAAUUGCUGUUUAAAAUGCGAAGAAAACUAUAAUUUAACUAUGAUGUUGUUGUGAAUGAGUUAUUCCUCUUUCAUUCUAACAAACAACCCUAACCCACACUCCAUGUAAUAUGACAGCAAAUGUAGGAGUGGAAAAGAAAGGCUCAUGAGUGUUUGAAUAUGACACAAAGCUAACAAAAGGUAAGGGGUUAGGAGUUGGGAAAGAGGCAGGUGUUCUCCCUACCUCACUCUCCUGUGUCCACCUCACACAGGAAACAGAACAAUCCCACUGUUAAUUUGUCACCAAAGUGGCAAUACGCAAUGACAUGGUGAAACUAAAACAAUGAACACUGUGCAUGCAAAUGACCCGUAACUGUGUUUCUGUUGUUUUUCUUCAAGGUGUACUAACAGGCAGUGAAAAUGGGAUGCUUUGGAUUCCUCAAAGCCAUGAUGGUCGCUUUCAAUGGCAUCAUAUUUGUAAGUUUUCAUGUUUGAUUUUAAGUAUUUCAGGUGUUUUUUCCUUUGUAGGAAACAGUGCUACUUUGAUGUUUUAUUUUAGGUGUGCAUUAACAGUAGAGGUUUCCGGGAACUUCUGUGAACUUGAUUUAAAAUCUGAGUAUUUUUAAUUUCUUUAACUGUUUGGUUCAGAUUCAAGAGUUACUGAAUUAUCCUUUAAGUAGAAACUGAGGGUAAAAUAAUACCAGUACUGUUGCUAGAUACAGUACUAGUCACAUACUGACAGUCAUUUCAAAACUUAAAGCUCCUGUGAGGAGUUUUUGAUAGGUAAAGAAACACGCUGAAAUUAGCAGUAAUACAUUUCUAUGAUGGGGAAAAAAGCAAAUGAGACCAUUUUCAACGAUGAUGACAUGAUCUAUAUACUUAUUUUUAUAUUUAUUCUUAAUUCCUGUGACUGGUGUUAAGUAUAUUGGUAAAUGCCUGUGUUACUACGUCUAAAGCAAAUAUCAGAAGUGAUUGGCUUACUUUUCUUAGUGGAAAAAAGCAAUAUUCUGCUUUGUUGGCUGAAAAUAUUGUUGUAAGAGCAUGAUUAGUAGCCAAUAUUUAGUGGCUUUUAGUCCCAAAAUGCUGGAUCCAACUAUCCCUAUGAUUAAUGUCAUCAUUCAUCUGUUUUUACAAGCUGAUUACAUCCUUUAAUUGCACUUACAGACUGUCAAAGUUCUCCUUUAACCCUCAACCCUUUCACCACCUCUCCUUGCCUUGUCUCCUCUUAAUUACUCUUCCUCAGUUGGCUGGCGCUGCCAUCCUGGGUGUCGGGAUCUGGGUAAAAGUAGACAGCGGCUCCAUCCUGGGUUUACUUGGGAAAAUUGAAGGCGCACCAGAAGAGCUCAGUCAAGUGCUCAAUGUGGGCUACCUGCUGAUCGCUAUAGGAGCGCUGCUGCUGGUGAUCGGCUUUCUGGGCUGCUGUGGAGCAGUCAGAGAGAGCAAGUGCAUGCUGCUGCUGGUAGGAUGUUGUUAUGUUAAUGUUCUGCCUUUAGUAGCAUGAUGAUUUUAUCAAACUAGCUUUAUGGAUUUAUUGAUUAAAUGAAUUUUACAUGUUUUCUUAAAUGCUGGUCUUAGAAAUCACAUUUUAACAGCAUGCUUGUCUUUGGCCCUUUAGUUUUUUAUCAUAGUCCUGGUGGUCUUCAUCGCAGAGGUUGCUGGAGCAGUGGUGAUCUUGGUGUUCAGACCCUUGGUAAAUUAUGAGCAAACUUUCCCAUGGUAUAUAUUCAUAAACUGACAACUUCUACCUUAAGGUUCUUGUGCUAAAUGUAUUGUAUGCUCAUAUUCAAGGCAGAUGAGCUGUUUGUCAAGAUUGGCACAGCAGCGGUCCAGAACAUCAAGAAGGAUUAUGGGAAAAAUGCUGAUGUCACAGGACUGUGGAAUACGACAAUGAGCACAGUAUGAGUUACUGCUGAGGAAAUAAAAAAUCUGAUCCCACAGUUUUACUGAUUCUAUGUGUAAAAUGAACUCUUUUUGUGCCCACAUUAGUUAAAAUGUUGUGGAUUCUACAACUCUUCAGACUUUGUGGGUUCUCCAUAUUAUGUGGACCACAACAAGCUUUUACCACCGCAGUGCUGUCCUGGCAUGGAGAGCCCGUGCAACCAGACUGUGGCUGACCAUGCAACGGUAUGACCUCUGUGAGAGGCAGAAAAAUCCUAAACACAACCCUCCCAGAAUCACUUUGAAUCAACACUGGUACCCUGUACUCUUUGUUUUCCUCAGAGCAUCACUGGCUGCUUUCCCAAGAUCAAACAGCUAAUUGAUGACAACACAGUUGUCAUUGUGGGAGUGGCCUUGGGGAUUGCAGCACUGGAGGUAAGACAAGUACCUCCUCAUGGCUGAAGGAGAACAGAGAUUUCAUCACUGUGAAUAAUCAAUCUGAGACCAUAAAAGUGUGUCUAGAAGAUGCUCCAAUUACACUUCCUGUUUUCUGCAGCUGUUAUGAAUAUAUUAUAUAUAAAAUCGCUCAUAAUUGCCGUUAAUACACCUUAAAGAUGCAUUUAUCAGGCUUCAUAUGCAUUAUAAGAUGGCGGUUCAUAUAUGUGUCACUGCACAUUUUUCAAAAGUACAAUGGCAGCAUGAUUGUCUCAUACAAGAGUGUGCAAAUCAAAUGUACACUCUAACAACUACUCAUAGAUUGUGGCAAAAAUGGAGACAAAUCCUAGUUAGUGUGAAUGAAAGAUCAUCUUAUUUAUGUGCUGAAUGGAACAGAAGAAACCAGUCCUCUCUCUCUCUCUCUCUCUCUCUCUCUCUCUCUCUUAAACACGUCAUGUUAUUAAUGAAAAGUCCUAUUUGUGUCCUUUAGGAGUUAUUAACUACCACUUUUUGCCUACCUUUCAGAUCUGUGCCAUGGCUGUCUCCAUGAUUCUUUUCUGCAGGAUAAGGUCCGGGAGGGACUAACAGAAAAAGCCAAAGGUCACAGUUUGUUCAUUAAAACUUCAGUCUCUGCUUUACCAACAGCCUCCUGAAGAGUUAAAGGCCUUUCCUUCACAAAUAUUGCCUCAUCAUUUACAACAGUUCAUGUCAGAUUUUGUGCAAUCAAAGAUUUUGAAGAAUAUAACAAAUCUGUUUUUACUGCACUGAAAUCGCUCUAAUAUUUAUAUUAUAAAUGAAUGCACAGAUGUAUUUCUUAAAUACUGGACUCUUUGUUAAGAGUCUGCUUACGCUGUCUGCCAGAGAUCAUUCCAAAUGUAAAGCAAUGCAACUGCAUGUCACAAAUGCCCAGUUAAUAAGAAAUUACACAAUAACUGUGUCAAAUACUGAUGAUAAAACCACUUUUUUAAAGGUUGUUGCCAAGACACAGCUGUUGAUUAGUAUCAGGAAUGCCACAUCAUUUGAAAGUAUGCUGUAUGGUCAUCACUGUUGAAAUAAACAUAUGUUUGUAAGCUGUG